CUGAGCUCGGUGCUUCAGAGGAACAGCCACGGAUACGGAUGUGUUCUCACCAAGAGGCAGAGGGUCUGACUCCUGCUCCAGUUUAAAGCAGACUGCAAGGAAAGAAGGCUAAUGUACACCGAGCAUCUGAGGAACACCACGCAAGUCCUCCAGCACAUUGGAUCCAAAAACCCGGUCCAGUUCCUCAGACACCAUCAGAGACUGUUUUGAAAGCCCUCUACUAUCAAUCUGGAUAAAAAGAAACUUUGCCAACCACUGCAAUGUUGGACAACACCCGCCUCUCCAACACCACCCUAAGAGAGUCCAGCUUCUGAUCAGUUUACUGAGUCUGUUGGCGUCUGCGACCCUCAACCCUCUGUCCCAGCAUGCAACAGCACAGAGGAUAGCACUGACCACAACAGACUCAUAGACAAUUCUGAGCAUUGGUCGACAGAUGUUGAAGGACCUCAGAGACUGUGGCCCUUCCUGUAGAGGGCAGUGGUGUUUUUAACCACGUCCGGUUUAUUAUCAGUGUGUACUCUGAGGUAUUUACCGUACUCCACAACGUCCACAUCAACCAUGUCCACUGAAAACGAGUGACUCCUGCUGGGUGUGCUCCAGGGGUAAAAAUGUGUGGAGUUUAUCUAAACGCAGGAAGGAAAGCUUGAAGAAAGCACCGCUGUGCGUCCAGCACAGAGCCACAGCCUGCUGGGUGAAAGCAAAGAACAAAUAUAAAGAGUGUUCACAGCAGCAAACAGGCUGACUGACCUUUGACCCUCACUGCCCUCAGUCAUUACUGUUUAUAUGAUGAUGAUAAUGAUGGUGAAACGUUUCUCCCAUGAAGGCGUCCUUUCCUGCUCUGUGAUGGACAGAGAAACCUCCAUGAUGAGCACUGCUGCUGACGAGCUGCUGGAGGCCAGUUUCUCCAGGAUAAAGAUUUUGGACCACUAUAGAGAUCAGCUUACAGCCCUGUCUGAGGAGCUCAAGGAACUAAAGCCAAAAUAUAACAGGACAGGAUGUGUUAAGUUUUUUUCAAGGAGAUCAUCUUCCCUAUUGUCUUGUCCUGAAAUCACUGAAUCACUGGAGAAGUUGCAGAAGAUAGAAGGUGAAAUCAAUGAAGCCCAGCAAAAAAACGAGGAACUGUUAGAGAAGCUGAAGAUUUCUACAAACAGCUGUGAGCACGUCGUGGAAGAAAUUCUGUCAGCAGCAGCAAAAAGACUUAAAGUCAAGAACCAAAUUAACUUCAGCUCAGCAUCAGCUCGAAAACUCAUCCAAGAAAUGUCUCGAUGUGAGUUUCAGCACAUCCUCGAAGGAAAAGUGGUGGUUGGAUCUGUAGAUGGUGGAAAGGAGUUGCCACUUCCUGAAGUCAUUCAAAUGUCGACAGAAUUAAUCCGGAAGAAUCAUGUGACCGAAGCUAGCGAAUCACUGAGAGCUGCAGCUGACAAGAUCAAAAAGUUCAUCUGGGACCUUUUUCAGCAAUUCAGCAACAUUGAAGACAAGGUGAUCAAGCUACCUCAACAAGCAGGUGAAGAACAGUCUGCCUCCGAAACAAGGAGUGGUGGUGACAACAAGGAAGAAAGUAAUCAACCAAGUGAGGAGAGUGGUGUUGAUGACACAAAGAA
Molecule: messenger RNA, 1601 nt
Organism: Maylandia zebra (zebra mbuna)
Lineage: Eukaryota; Metazoa; Chordata; Actinopteri; Cichliformes; Cichlidae
Molecular function (GO): catalytic activity
Source: RefSeq, a predicted model, not a curated record